AUGUUUUCAAACAACAAAAUAUCUCCUUUACCGAACAACGGCGUUGUUGACGAUUCCUCUGGAUCGCAGGUGAGCCAAAGAAGGCAGGCCGUGGUGACCGUGGAACAAAAUUCUCAGAUAUGGACUCCACAUCUGAGCGAACGGUUAAGAAGAAGGACGGAAUUCGGCGAGUUAAAGCCAACAAAAAAAAGCAGUGGCAAUCUUGAACAGAAAAUUAUACAAAUCAGACGCUUUCUACGGGAAGUGGCCUUUAAGUUAGAACCUUGGCGCGAAUCAGUAAAGGCUAUUGAAGGUCAUCAUGGCAGCGGAGUCGCUUCUUAUUUCCUCUUUUUGCGAUGGAGUAUCUAUCUUAAUUUUGGCUUCUUUAUGCUCCUCUUUGGCCUCAUCGUUAUUCCACAGGUGGCCUUUAAAAAAAAAAAUUAUACCACGGCUGUUUUAGGAAUCAACAGCAGUUACGUUCAUGUCAACUACUCACAGCACUGUUCACAGCAAUACAUUUUGAACUAUAGUUCAACAAGUGUGUCAGAAAUAUUACUGGACUUUCUGCAAGGAACGGGGUGGAUGGAAAAGACGCCACUUUUCUACGGCUACUAUGAAGGAAAAGAACUCAACUAUGAUAAGUCGUACAUCAUUCCAUUAGCUUAUAUCCUUGUCUGCAUCUUUUCUCUCAUUUAUAGCGUGAUUAUGAUGGCAAAGAAAUCUGCCUCUAAUUUUCAAGACAGCAUUUAUGAUGCAACACCUUCUAGCCAUUAUCAGUUUUUUACUCUGGUAUUUCUCAGCUGGGAUUACACAAUGACCGAUGAAAUCAGUGCCAAGUUAAAACUGAAAAGUCUAAAAAAACAAAUAAUUUCUGAGCUAACUGAUAAGCAAUAUAGACAGAAAAGGAAAAAUCUGACAACUUACCAAUAUGCACGAAUCAUCUUUAUUCGAGUCCUUGUCAAUAUAUUUGUGCUUUUGUGUCUGGGCACUGGUGCCUACCUCAUCUACUUCACAACACAGUUUACUACAUUCCAUGUAAAACCUGACGAGUUCCACGGACAUCAUGAAAGCGUUCGCUUUCUAGUAGAAUAUCUUCCAUCUAUUACAAUAUCAGCAUUAAAUGGAUUUAUUCCAUUUGUGUUUUCUUUUAUCACUAAAGUAGAAGACUACCUGCCUCAAAACCAAGUGAUAAUUAUAUUAAUCAGAACUAUUCUACUCCGUCUUGCAUCUCUAAUAUUCUUGGUAGCCAGUCUCUACAAAGAAGUUAUGUGCACACCAAAAGACAAUUGUAAUGUUGGGGUGGCUGAUUGUCCACCUUUAAGGUGCUGGGAGACAUAUAUUGGACAACAAUUUUACAAGUUGGUCAUUAUGGAUUUCUUAAUCUCAUUCAGCCUGUGCGUCAUCGUGGAACCACUACGCAAGUUAUUCUCUCGAUGCCUCAAGAUAAGUUCCCUGGAACCUCAGUUCGACGUUCCAAAAAAUGUAUUGGAUCUCGUCUAUACCCAGUCUCUUUCUUGGUUGGGAUUCUUUUUUGCGCCUCUUUUGCCCUGUAUGGUUUUGCUGAAGUUUUUUGGCACGUUCUAUCUUAAAAAGCUUUCAGCCCUCAAGUGGUGUGCUGCCCUCGAAAAGCCUUACAAGGCUUCCAAGUCGCAGUCUUUGUUUGCUACAGUCCUUAUGAUCUCAUUUUUUUUCUGCUGUUUACCAAUUGGGUACAUAAUCUGCUAUGUUCCUCCAUCCAGAAGCUGUGGCCCAUUUCGUGUCUACAACAAUAUGUAUGACAUACUGACUAUCACUGUAGAACUUUGGCCAUUAACCGCAUCUAUGAUCGUCCGGUUCCUCUCUUCUAGUGCCUUCAUAUUGACUAUAAUAGUCAUUCUGAUAUUGUUUCUAUAUCACUGUGCACAGAGAGGUUCAGCUCAAAACGAGACAAUUAAGUUACUUAGAAAACAACUUAACGCGGAAAGGAAAGAAAAGUUUUAUUUUAUGAUGGAAGCGAAUAACACGGCCACAAUUGUAGCAGAGAAUAAAGCAUCAAGAAAACAGUAA
Molecule: messenger RNA, 2025 nt
Organism: Acanthosepion pharaonis
Lineage: Eukaryota; Metazoa; Mollusca; Cephalopoda; Sepiida; Sepiidae
Source: the annotation of a GenBank genome assembly